CCGGCGAUGGCGGACGAGGUAGCGGUGCGGGAGCAGGCGGAGACGGUGCGGAGGCUCAAGCAGGAGAAGGCCGAUCCCGAUGAGAUUGCGAAGGAGGUGGCGAAACUGCUGGAGAUGAAGACACAGCUGGGGGGAGAUGAGGGCAAACACAAGUUUGUGCUCAAGACACCAAAGGGCACUCGGGACUACGGCCCCCGGCAGAUGGCCAUCCGCGAGAGGGUCCUCAGCGCAGUCACCUCCUGCUUCCGGCGCCACGGGGCGCAGGUCAUCGACACGCCGGUCUUCGAGCUGAAGGAGACCCUGACAGGGAAGUAUGGUGAAGACUCGAAGCUCAUCUAUGACCUGAAGGAUCAGGGUGGGGAGCUGCUGGCCCUGCGCUAUGACCUGACCGUGCCCUUCGCUCGCUACCUGGCCAUGAACAAGCUCUCCACCAUCAAGCGGUACCACAUCGCCAAGGUCUACAGGAGGGACAACCCUGCCAUGACCCGGGGCCGCUACAGGGAGUUCUACCAGUGUGACUUCGACAUCGCUGGGCAGUUCGACCCCAUGAUCCCCGACGCCGAGUGCCUGAAGGUCGUGCACGAGAUCCUGAGUGACCUGCAGCUCGGGGACUUCAUCAUCAAGGUCAAUGAUCGCCGCAUCCUGGAUGGGAUGUUCGCAGUCUGCGGAGUUCCAGACCCCAAGUUCCGAACCAUCUGCUCCAGUGUGGACAAGCUGGACAAGAUGUCGUGGGAGGAGGUGAGGAGCGAGAUGGUGGCAGAGAAGGGGCUGUGCCCCGAGGCCGCGCAGCGCAUUGGGGACUACGUCCGGCUGCAGGGUGGCCUGGAGCUGGUGGAGCAGCUCCUGCAGGACCCAAAGCUGUCCCAGAACAAGCUGGCCAGGGAGGGGCUGGGGGACAUGAAGCUGCUGUUCGAGUACCUGACCCUGUUUGGCAUCACUGGCAAGAUCUGCUUCGACCUGAGCCUGGCCCGGGGCCUGGACUAUUACACAGGGGUGAUCUACGAGGCUGUGCUGCUGCAGCAGGAGGGGCAGGCUGGGGAGGAGCCCCUGGGCGUGGGCAGCGUGGCCGGCGGCGGGCGCUACGAUGGCCUGGUUGGGAUGUUUGACCCCAAGGGCCGCAGGGUGCCCUGCGUGGGGGUCAGCAUCGGCGUCGAGAGGAUCUUCUCCAUCCUGGAGCAGAGGCUGGAGGCCUCUGGGGAGAAGAUCAGGACCACAGAGACGCAGGUGCUGGUGGCCUCUGCACAAAAGAAGCUCCUUGAGGAGAGGCUGAAGCUUGUCAGCGAGCUGUGGGAUGCUGGCAUCAAGGCAGAAGUGCUCUACAAGAAGAACCCCAAGCUGCUGAACCAGCUGCAGUACUGUGAGGAGAGUGGCAUCCCACUGGUGGCCAUCGUGGGGGAGCAGGAGCUGAAGGAAGGAGUCGUCAAGCUGCGGGUGGUGGCCACCAGGGAGGAGGUCAACGUCGGCAGGGAGAGCCUGGUUGAGGAGAUCAGGAUGCGAACGAGCCAGCCCUGACCCCCCGACACAUCUCCUGCUGUGAUGGAUCCUGGCUGGCAGCUGCCUCCUGCCAGUGCCUUUUCCAGGCCAGCAGCAGCAGCUGGCCUCGGGCAGCUCUAUUUAUUCUUGUCUGGUGCCCUCCCUUCCCCGGUGGGAGCAGAGAGGUCACAGCAGCAGCUCCUGCACCAUGUCCCCUGCAGAGCUGUUUGCCAAGUGGCCUCCUGGCCGCGGUGCCAGGCGGAGCCCCCUGCUGGCAGCAGGCCCCCAGGGGCUUGGCUGCAGCUCCUUGUUCCCAUCUCUUGGAAUCAGCCUCCUGCCCCAGCCCUGCUCUGUCUGCAGGUGGGUGGCUGACCUGA
This is a messenger RNA of Indicator indicator, 1850 nucleotides long. Its product is annotated as histidine--tRNA ligase, cytoplasmic-like. Bases 7 to 1512 code for a protein of 501 amino acids. The transcript is spliced from 13 exons. Lineage: Eukaryota; Metazoa; Chordata; Aves; Piciformes; Indicatoridae. Gene Ontology annotation, cellular component: mitochondrion; cytoplasm. The record is from RefSeq and is a predicted model, not a curated record. Gene Ontology annotation, molecular function: ATP binding; histidine-tRNA ligase activity; identical protein binding. Gene Ontology annotation, biological process: histidyl-tRNA aminoacylation; mitochondrial translation.